Messenger RNA from Trichophyton benhamiae CBS 112371, 990 nucleotides. RefSeq lists its product as uncharacterized. Gene Ontology annotation, molecular function: arylformamidase activity. The record is from RefSeq and is a predicted model, not a curated record. Bases 1 to 990 code for a protein of 329 amino acids. NCBI's taxonomy places the organism in Eukaryota, Fungi, Ascomycota, Eurotiomycetes, Onygenales, Arthrodermataceae. The transcript has 5 exons.
AUGUCCGUUCGUGAAAGAGUAUCUCACGUAGCUGGCGUUAUGGCAUCGGGCUGGAAAUCUCCAAACGAAUUGCCUUGGGAUCCAGAAAAUACCAAAUUCCCCACCCGCAAAGAUCUACCCGAUAUACCCGGAGCUCCCAAGGGUGCUGCCUGGGUUUGGGGUAAAGACGAUAACACCGCUUCUGCUGAGAUCAAAACCGGAGAACUUAUUCCUCUAGAUUUGCCCUUCAAUGUCCCAGAGACUCCAGGCUUUGCCCGAGAGAAGUUCGUCCAUACUAUCAAGCCGAUUGUUGAAGGAAUCGCCUACGACGAUUUAUAUGAAUUUAAUACCCAGUGUGGAACGCAGUGGGAUGGAUUUCGACACGCAAAAGGGGAAGACAUAGUAGGACCAAAUGCUAGCAAUAAAUGCAGUAUUCAUCACUGGGCCGAGCACGGUAUUGCUGGUCGAGGAGUCCUACUCGAUUAUCGAUCCUAUGCAAAAGCCAACGGGAUUGACUACGACCCUUAUAGCGCACAUGCAAUUACAUACGAAGAGCUGGUCAAGUGUGGGAAAGCCCAAGGCAUCGAUAUCAGACCAGAAGCCCAAGGCGGAGAUAUAAAAGUCGGCGAUAUCCUACUGAUCCGAUCAGGAUGGGUUGAAAGCUACCACGAACGCAGCCCCAAAGAGCGCAAGGAUCUUGCUCUCCGGCCACACUCAGCCGGACCUGACGAUGGACAAAAGUAUGCUGGUGUUGCACAAGAAGAUGAUAUGCUCGACUGGCUGCAUGAUUGUUACUUUGCGGCUGUUGCUGGGGAUGCACCGGCAUUUGAGCGCUGGCCAACCCCUGUAUCGUACUAUCUGCAUGAAUACAUCCUUGCCCUGUGGGGGAUGCCACUUGGUGAGAUGUGGGAUCUCGAGAGGCUUGCGAAGAAAUGCAGUGAGACAGGCCGUUGGUUUUUCUUCUUGACAAGUGCGCCGUUCAACGUCCCAGUCCCGCCUAAGAAGGACUAA